AUGCCCAACAGCACGCCGAACACCGCCCGCCGCACGCCCGCGGACGCGACUGCCUCAGCAGCGACCGCUUCCCAGAACCUCCGCAACGCAGAGCGACCCAUCACUGCGCCCAUACACACCUGGUUCACGUCGCCGGCGCGCUCUCAUCCCAAUGCUGCACAGGCAAAGGAGCUGCCGCUGCACCUCAUCCAGCUCAUCCUCACAUAUCUCGACGAUGUCGGCGACCUUGCGCGAAUCACUAGGACCUCGCGUCUCUUCUAUUACAUGACCCUGCCCCGCCUAUAUGAGGAAGUCACGUUACGCUCUCAUGCCGAGAUACGCUACGUUGACGGGCGGCCCGAGGGGUUUGGCGGAGGAAGCCCGUUCUCUUCAGGACUAAACACACUCGUGUCGCGGAAUUUUACAGACUACGUGCAGCUAUUCCGGGUCAUUGGCGAAUGGCGCGAGCAUGAUGUCGACGACUACAAGCAAGGGCGCGUGCCGGACAACAGCAUGGUGCUGCAGAUUGCUAUGCGCGCCGCGCUUGACAAGAUGAAGAACCUCCAAGCUUUCGCCUGGGAGCUCAAUACUAAGCCUUUGAGCACUGUCUACCAGGGUCUCACGAACAAGCCCUCACUUAUAUCACUCACGCUACGGUGUCAGACGAACCGAAUACCUCGACCGACCACCACGAUACCUCCGUUACCGGCUUUGAAGACCCUCGUCGUAUACGAUAUCGACCCGCUAUGCUAUCCGGACGACAUCUCGCUGGUUCUUGCCAGCGCAAAGGAGCUCGAGAACCUAAAGUUGCACUGGAGCCCGCGGAUGCGCGAGAACGGGGAGGAAUCGAUCAAUCUAAUGUCCAUGUUCGCCCGAUGUGUUGCGAACAAGGUCUCACUACCCGUCAAGCGCUUCGCAAUGUGGAACCUGUACGCACGGUUCUUCGGUGAGAGCAGUGAACUGAUAUUCAACCCUUUGACAAUUUCUGAGGUCACGGUCAUCAAUUCGAUGGGCUCUUCAGAUCCCAUGACAGUCUUCCUUGACGACACAUGGCGACUGCAGCACAAACAACCCGUGCAACCCAACCUGAAGAUGAUACGUCUGGACACUGUGGACAAGGAAGCUGUGCGCAUGCUCCAAGAAUUCAAAGGCCUCGAGCGCGUGUACAUAGUCAGUACGAAGCGGGCUCGAGGAACCCCGAAAUCAGACAGCACCGCAGCAACACCGACUACCCCUUCCGCUGCAACUCCCGGCAUGACCAGCGGAAGUACCAGCGCAGUUGGCACGCCCUACAUCAGCGAGCACCAAUGUCGCGGCAUCGGUGGCGACUUCCUUGCCGUCAUUCAAUCGAAUCACCGCGGGAUACGACACCUGCUGCUUUCAGACUUGUGGCAGCUCACCGACAAUGCGCUGUACAAGAUCUGCCAAACACUACCCAAUCUAGAACAGUUGGGGUUCAGCUGUAUCGUGCCGCCGCUCGAAUCGCUGCGCCAGAUUAUGAGUCUGGUCCCCAAUCUGUGGGCGAUACGAGUCCUGGUCAGACCGGGCACGGAACUAGCGGAUAAGAUCGAUGCGACAGAAGACAUGCAUGUAUUUGCCAUCGCGACAGAGAUGUGGCGACCGGAGUACAGGAACGUGGAAUAUUUCGGCAUGGGAGAAAGACUGGUGUACAAGUUUGGUGGGGUCAUCUUCCCGUCGAAAGGAGGGCCGGAAAUACCUGCAGGGCAGGAAAACAGCAUGAACGCGAAAAGAGCAGGGCCUGUGAGGCAUAUCGAGAAGGUCAGCAGGGAUAGCGUGGAGUGGAUCGAGAUCUGGGGUAUGGACACGACCGAGUUCGAGGUCGCAUUCCCUUGA
This is a messenger RNA of Macroventuria anomochaeta, 1833 nucleotides long. RefSeq lists its product as uncharacterized. The transcript is spliced from 3 exons. The coding region runs from base 1 to 1833 and encodes 610 amino acids. The record is from RefSeq and is a predicted model, not a curated record. Gene Ontology annotation, molecular function: protein binding. Lineage: Eukaryota; Fungi; Ascomycota; Dothideomycetes; Pleosporales; Didymellaceae.